This is a messenger RNA of Soboliphyme baturini, 1263 nucleotides long. NCBI's taxonomy places the organism in Eukaryota, Metazoa, Nematoda, Enoplea, Dioctophymatida, Soboliphymatidae. The record is from the annotation of a GenBank genome assembly.
AUGUAUCUUGCGUGUAAGCGGCUGUAUGGCGAGCGACACCUGCCGCAGACAGCCAUCCGGUGUUUCAUGAUGGAGGAAACACGCGAGACCAUCGAAAAAGCAUUUAUGCACUAUUACCACCGAAGUCUAGCACUUGAAGAAAUACACGGUGUCGAUCUGUCUCAAGGCAAGGGCUUCAUGAGCGUGGUGACUCUCUACGCCCUGAAAUGGGAUUCCGACUACGGUUCAUUGGACGACAUUCCUGAAACGGUCAUCUUAAAGGUGCCAAACCCAGAACUAUUGAAAGAGUUUUUCUGUGAAAUGAUGCGACAGCGUGGUCUUCAGAAAAUGGACUUCGACUUUGACUGGAUUGCUAAAGCUCACGAUAAUGAAUGUGUCGUAUAUUCGUUAUUCGGCCGAGAGCCUCCGGUGCCUGUUCCCAUCUGCUACAAGUUCGAGAAAACAGGAAAAUCAACAAAAGGGAUGCUUAUGUUGCAGAAUAUGAAUCAGACCGGGACCAUGUUGGAAGACCCGUCGGUGCCGUUAAACUUGACUCAAGUUAACAACUUGGUGGACAUAAUAGCGAAGCUUCAAGGGUGGUCGCUGACCAAGAAUACGGCGUGGAGAAAAAAGCUGCCCACUCACCGAGACCAGCUUAAGCCGCUGAUAGAAAUGGACAUUGACCUGAAACGGGAAGCCAUUCAGAUGUCCAGGGAAGUUUUGAAGGCUUUUGGUGUUGAUGUCGACGUAGUGGUGGUCGUGCGAACAAUGUCCGAAAAGUUUUUGGACGAGGAAGAAGAGGAUAAAGGAAAGCACGCGAUGCCGGUCGUGUUUGUUCACGGAGACCUGUGGGUGAACAACAUCGUUUUUAAGACAACCUCUGAAGGGAAAGCGGGAGACGAAAUCGAAGGCAUCUUGGAUUGGCAGCUAUCCCACGUUGGUGCAUGUGUUGAGGACCUGGCCCACUUGACUGUCUGGUGCAUGGCAACGUCGAUGCGCAGAGCAGAGACCGCACAUAUUCUUCAUCGUUUCUGUAACGCAGUCUUUCACGCGACCAAGCAAAAGGUGAAAUUGUCAUUUGAGGAAGUAGAGCAUGCCUUCAAUCACUACUUUGUCCUAGAGACCAUGCUCCUGGUGUUCAAGUGCAGAGGGUUGCUGGAUGAUGACUCAAAUCCGAAUACAAAUCGAGUGGUAAAGAAUCGAAAGGACUUUGGAAAUCGUGUCGCCAGCUGUUACGAAGACGCAGUAAAGAUUUUGAACGGAAAGAUGCAAACAGAAAAAUAA